UCUCAUUUUGCACAAGUUGCUAUGUAGUUGAGGCUUGUCGGGAGCCCUGGCGUUGCCCAAGCUGCGAAUCAGCCAUGCGACCGAAACCCUUUCACCCAGACAUGGACCCAAUUCACCAGCAAGACGCUGUCUGACAUACGCAGAACUCACUUGUACUCUCAUUGCUCGGUUUGGCUCUUAUAUCCAGUUACUCGCUCGACAUCGACACCAUCUGCAACUUCCUCGACCUCGACCUAGACCCCGCUAUCCGCAUUGCUCGCAGCAACCAUGUCGACAGCUCCAGUGAAGAAGCCGGUGAACCUACCAUUCCUGCCGAAGGAUGUCGAGGACCUGGUGCUGUGGAGGAAGCCGAAGGAGGCCGGUGCCAUCUUCGGAGGAGCGACUGCGGCUUACCUCGCGUACGUGUACAACCCGUUCAACGGCUUUACCAUUGUCAGCUACCUCCUGAGCAUCAUCAGCCUGGCGCUGUUCCUGUGGUCGCACCUGGGCCACUUCGUCAGCCGCUCUGGCCCCCCGGUGCCCGAGUUCCUGGUCAAGGGCGUGACGCAGGAGCAGGCGCGCCAGGUGGCGGACGCAGCCCUGCCGGUCGUCAACAAGGCCCUGGGCUACGUGGGUGUGCUGGCCAGCGGCAAGGACCUCAAAACCUCCUCCCUGGUUGUGGUGGGCUCCUACACGGCCGGCCGCAUCUUCGCCCUGGCCAGCCCCUUCACUCUGGCGUACGUGGUGGUGGUUCUGGCGUUCGUGCUGCCCAAGGCCUACGAGGCCAAGCAGGACGAGGUGGACAAGGUGCUGGCGGUGGUGAAGGCCAAGGUGGACGAGGCAGUCACCGCCUUCAACAACAACGUCCUGAGCAAGAUCCCCAAGGCCCAGCCCCCGGCCCCCAAGAAGGUCGAUUAAAGCACAAGUGGCAGCAGCGGGAGCAGCGGCAGGAGCAGGGGUGGCUGCUGUGUGGCUGAAGCAACGACAGCCGCAGCCGGCGGCCUGGAGGGAGGCUGAGCCCGCAGUGCUGUGGGGGGAAUGUUGAUGUCGGGGGUUGGGGGCUCGUGUGCAUGUGCAUGGUAUGCGUGUGUUCUGGUAUGUGUCGUGAUGCGCUGGCAUUGGGUUAUCGGGAAUGCUUUUGCGUUCAAUAAAGGCCAGGCGAUGGCGGGGCGCCUCGGCUGCACUGCUCGUCGUGUCACCGUACGUCUCACGCGCGUAGCUCGGGGGUUGUGACCGUGGCGUGGGGGGUUGUGACCUUGCAUAGCAAGCCUAAUGGGACGAGGGCGGCAUGCCCGGGCUGGGGGACACUUCUGGCGUAGCCCGUUCUGGCUGGUCGUGUGUGUGUGUGUGUGUGUGUGUGUGUGUGUGUGUGUGUGUGUGUGUGUGUGUGUGUGUGUGUGUGUGUACAUAUGUGUGUGUGUGUGUGCCCCGUGACUUUCGACAGGGAACGGCGUGUAGUCGCUACUUGAUUUGAGCUUGAAGAGGUGGCAAAGCUGUGAAAGGUGAAAAACGUGAUGGUUGACUGAUGCGGCAUACAGCAUUACGACUUCCUUAUCGUUCGUUGGAAUGCUUUCAUUGCCCUUGCCCCGUGGUGGCCCCAUGUCAGGUUGGGGAGGAAUUGCACUGGAUCAGGGGCGGGGAGCUUGUGGGGACCGGGGAAGGUGGGGACAAUUUGACGAUAGCUUAAUACUCAGCUGCAGUACGAUGUGCGGCGCGGGGGCUGUACCUCUCUGUAACAACGCCUGGUG
This is a messenger RNA of Chlamydomonas reinhardtii, 1727 nucleotides long. RefSeq lists its product as uncharacterized. The coding region runs from base 268 to 897 and encodes 209 amino acids. The transcript is spliced from 8 exons. The record is from RefSeq and is a predicted model, not a curated record. Lineage: Eukaryota; Viridiplantae; Chlorophyta; Chlorophyceae; Chlamydomonadales; Chlamydomonadaceae.